Molecule: messenger RNA, 1780 nt
Organism: Candoia aspera
Lineage: Eukaryota; Metazoa; Chordata; Lepidosauria; Squamata; Candoiidae
Product: protein NipSnap homolog 3A-like
Exons: 6
Coding region: 89-829 (246 amino acids)
Cellular component (GO): mitochondrion
Source: RefSeq, a predicted model, not a curated record
GUGCCGGUCACCGCCCUCGGCCGGGCUACGUGCCUCGGCUGUCGCUGUCGCAGCGCUGCCACCUUGCUGGCGCCCGGGCGAUUAAACUAUGCAGGCCCCUCGGGCUGUCCUCAGAGGAGUCGCGGCUGCGGCGCGAGCGGUCAGUGCCCAGGCAUCAUCUUUUGCAACUGGGCCCCGACAAACGGAUGGCACAUUCUAUGAGUUUCGUACCUACACAAUUAAGCCAAACAAGAUGAAAGAUUUUCUGGAGCUGACCAGUAAAAACAUUCACCUUCGCACAGUUCAUUCCCAAAUGGUUGGAUACUGGACUCUAGAAUUAGGGGGACUGAAUAAAGUUUUCCAUAUUUGGAAAUAUGAGAGCUUUGCGCAGAGGACUGCUGUCCGCACAGCAUUAACCAAAGAUCCAGAAUGGCAGGAAAAAUACAUCUCUCACAUGCUGCCCUUGUUAGACAAGCAAGAGAAUGAGAUUACCUACCUGGUCCCCUGGAGUGAACUUGGCAGCUCUGAAAAAGAUGGAGUCUAUGAGUUGGUUACCUUCCAGAUGAAACCUGGUGGACCAGCAGUGUGGGGACAGUCCUUUAAAGCUGCAAUUAAAGCCCACAUAAACAGUGGAUACACUAAGCUGAUCGGUGUCUUCCAUACUGAAUAUGGACUACUUAACCGAGUCCAUGUGCUGUGGUGGAAUGAGAGCCCAGAUAGUCGGGCAGCUGGAAGACACUAUGCCCAUGAGGAUCCUCGGGUAGUAGCAGCUGUUCGAGGAAGUGUUCAAUUCCUGGAAUCACAGCAGAACAGCCUCCUGCUUCCUACAACGUUCUCACCAUUGAAAUAGCUUUAUAUGGUUCUUAACAGGGACAAAAAAUACUUUUCAUUGCACUGUUAAGUGCAUCUAAGUGUUUUAAUAGUCCAGCCAUAUUUUCCCUGUUUAUAAACUAUGAUACAAACCCUGUCUCAUUUUCUGCUUGCAAUCGUAUACCUAUUUCCCUUGCUGGAAAUGGAAAGUUUAACCUCCCGUCCAGUGAAAUGAAAAUUCAAGGUUCACUAAAUUAUGUAUGAAAACUAACUUCCAUAAAUUAUUUGUAUUAGGCUACCUCCUCGUAUAAUCUGUGAAAAUAGCACCGUAAAAGAUGAACAUAGAGCCCAGAGGGAUUUAAGAAAAGCAUCAUUUUUUGUUAAUUUUUCUGAAGCACUGAACACAUCAUGAGUAAGGAUCUUUUUUAUAUGGCCUUCAGUGUUCCAAAGCAUUAUUGUCAAGGUUUUUUUUAAUGUAUAUUAUAGCUUGUUCUAAACCAAAGUGCUGCAUUACUCAGAGAUAACAUAUUUUUCUACCAUUCUAUCAUUGACUUCAGUGUGGAAUUUUAACAUUCUAUUUGUCUGCUUGUCAUUGUAGUAGAACUGGGCCAAAAAGCCUUUGCAGUGGAGCUUUAGUUGAAUGAAAAGUGUUCAAGAAAUCAUGAACGUGACCUUUUUUUCAUUUCUAAAAGUUGUUUGUAUGUUAUAAAUAACAUACGUGUCAGUUUCAGGUCCAUACUGGCUUUCCUUUCCUUUUCAGUGCAUGGAAAACUUCAAGUCAGUUUUUCCAUGCAGACAGCUAGCUCUGGCACACUCAAAUGCAGAAAUGGAAUAAACUGAUUUAUUCUGAGAGUCGCUCACAGCCCAUGUCUUUUUUGCCUCAUUACGUAGCAUACACAUUCUUAGGGUUUUUGGAACAGUGGUAAGAAAUGCAGUUCCUGAAAUGUAAUUGGUGAAACUGAAACAUUAAAAGGGCUUUUUGAAAUACAAA